Molecule: messenger RNA, 607 nt
Organism: Chlamydomonas reinhardtii
Lineage: Eukaryota; Viridiplantae; Chlorophyta; Chlorophyceae; Chlamydomonadales; Chlamydomonadaceae
Exons: 2
Coding region: 33-206 (57 amino acids)
Source: RefSeq, a predicted model, not a curated record
ACCCCUGGCAGCUCUGCUCCUGCUCGCCCGCAAUGCUGGAUCUGAUCAAGUCCUUCACCAACAACGACGUGAACCAGUACUACAUAUUGAGCAAGUACUUCGAGCGCACGUGCGCCACUGUGGGCCAGCCGUACAAGUUGUACUUUGGCGACACCUGCCCCGCGAGCGCCAGCGGCACGUCCUCUGCAGGGCCUGCCAAGAAGUGAGAAGGGCAAGUGCUGAGUCCAGCGGCAAUCGGGCUGGUGGCGUCACGGACGUUUCGCAUCAUCUUCCACAUAUCUUUUCAUGCUAGUCGCAACAGAAGCGAAGAAUACGACAGCAUAGUUAUGUAUUGGGUGCAGGCGGCGAUCGGGGGAGGUUAGGUUGCGGUGUUCGGUGGGAAGUAUCCGGAGGGAGGGAAAGCUGGGCCGUGACAGGGGCGGCGAGAUGGGCGGAGAUAUGGUGGGCCGUGAGGCCGCCCGGGCACGUCAUGAAGUGUUGCAUGGGUGCUUCGCUCAUUGUUAUACUACACGUACGUGCUGGUACUGGAAGCGAACUGUGUGCAGUUCCCCGUGUGGACCCAAACGCAAGCGCGGCAAGUCGGCAACAUCUCAGGCAACAUCUCGGG